AUGAAUACUCGCCAAUCUAUCGAUGAGUCCAUCGGGCCAUAUUCACUCUCAGCAACAUUUAAUCAUGAUAACACCUGCUUCUCAGUGGGCUUGGACACGGGAUUUUGUGUAUAUAAUGCCAACCCUUGCGAGCUCAAGGUUUUGAGAGAAUGUACCAAAAUUGAAAGAACUUACCCUGAUCGUGUUAUUUGCACUCCAGAUUUCAAGGCAGGCAUCGGGAUAGCGGAAAUGCUUGGCCAGUCGAACUACUUGGCUAUUGUCGGUGGUGGAAAAAACCCCAAGUUUCCACAGAACAAGUUGGUUAUAUGGGAUGAUGCCAAACAGAAAGCGGCCAUCACACUUGAAUUCCGCACCUCCGUCCUCGGUGUCCGUCUCUCCAAAUCAAAGAUUGUUGCUGUUUUAUUGAACGGCGUCCAUGUCUUUGCAUUCUCCAACCCUCCACAAAAGCUUUCCGUCUUUGAAACCUCCGACAACCCUUUAGGGUUGGCCUGUCUUGAUCAAAAGGUGCUGGCCUUCCCUGGUCGGUCUCCGGGCCAGGUCCAAAUGGUAGAGCUAGAGACCGGCAACAUCAGCAUCAUACCUGCACAUAGUACACCGUUGCGUGCUAUGGCCCUGAGUCCAAAUGGGAAAAUGCUGGCGACUGCGAGUGAAUCCGGGACUUUGGUUCGGAUAUUCGCUACAGGGAAUUGUACAAAGCUGGCAGAAUUGCGACGCGGUGUUGACCACGCCGUGGUAUUCUCAAUUUCUUUUUCGCCGUCCAAUACUUUGCUGGCAGUAACAUCUGACAAAUCAACUCUCCACAUCUUUGAUAUCCCCCACCAACAACCUGCCGCUCGUCGCAGCCAGUCACCAUCAUCAGCAUCCGAGGAAGCACCUCCUAGCCACAAAUGGGGAAUCCUUGGCAAGAUCCCCCUGCUACCUCGUGUCUUUUCGGAUGUUUAUUCAUUUGCCAACGCACAUUUUGAGAUUGGUGAGCAAGCCAAUCUGAGCUCGUCGCAUAUGCCACCAAUCUCAUCAUUUGGCCGGCCUCAAAAAGGCCUCAUAGGCUGGUGCGAUGACCAGACCCUAUUGGUAGUCGGGUCUGGGAAAGAAGGACGUUGGGAGAAAUUUGUGCUUCGAGAUGGCGAGGAAGGAAAAAGAUAUUGUUUUCGGGAUGGCUGGAAAAGAUAUCUUGGUGGUUGA
Messenger RNA from Penicillium robsamsonii, 1182 nucleotides. RefSeq names its product phosphatidylinositol-3,5-bisphosphate binding protein HSV2. The record is from RefSeq and is a predicted model, not a curated record. Lineage: Eukaryota; Fungi; Ascomycota; Eurotiomycetes; Eurotiales; Aspergillaceae. The coding region runs from base 1 to 1182 and encodes 393 amino acids. Gene Ontology annotation, cellular component: extrinsic component of membrane; cytosol; phagophore assembly site membrane. Gene Ontology annotation, biological process: nucleophagy; autophagy of mitochondrion; protein lipidation. Gene Ontology annotation, molecular function: phosphatidylinositol-3,5-bisphosphate binding; phosphatidylinositol-3-phosphate binding; protein binding. The transcript has 5 exons.